Messenger RNA from Helobdella robusta, 4007 nucleotides. RefSeq lists its product as hypothetical. The coding region runs from base 1 to 3513 and encodes 1170 amino acids. NCBI's taxonomy places the organism in Eukaryota, Metazoa, Annelida, Clitellata, Rhynchobdellida, Glossiphoniidae. The transcript has 4 exons. The record is from RefSeq and is a predicted model, not a curated record.
AUGGCACCGGUCCUAUACCAAUGCACGGUUUGUUUAAAUCAUUAUAAAAUAAAACCGGACGGUAAACUAUAUCGACAUGGAGGCAAAGUGAAGGGCCAGGAAUGCCCUGGUUCGUUCAAGGCAGCCGACCAGCCUCCGGCUGGUUCAUCUACUUCCGCGCGACCGCCGCUUACCGCUGCACCUGUCAUCAACCCUCAUGUUGCUACACGCGGUUCUUCGGCGUCGGUCUCGGAGAGUCCCUCCCAAGUGGAUUUUUUUCAUGUUUUUGACAGGCUGACGGUCGUUUUGAGGACUGCCCAUCUGUAUGAUCACGUUCCCAAACCGUGCAGAGACAAGGUAUCUAAAGCAUUGUCGGCUUUAUUGACGGCCGUUUGCGAUGAUCCCUGCGACGCGGCCUAUUGGUGCAGGCUCCAAUGUUUUUUCGCAUUUGUUUUGUUCAAGCCAACCAGGGGCGGUCGCAGGACUAAUCAAGCCAAUUACGUUAUUAAACGGUUGGCCGAAUUCAGUUCGACCGAGGUCGAGUUUAUUGUGGCAAGCUUCAACACUGACCACAACACCAAACCGCGUAAGCACAAUCCAAACAGUUGGAUUAGUGCAGUAACCACUCGGAUUGAACAGGGCAGUCUCUCGGCGGCCGAGCCGUCCAAUGGUCGCGUUUCACCAGCCCAGGUGUUGACGGCUUUAAAGUCGUUUAAUAAUGGUUCAUCGGGAGGCCUUGAUGGCUUGAGGCCUCAGCACAUAAAGGAUUUACUUUCCGGUCCGACGCCCACCGAUGAAUUGUUAAAUAACCUCACCCGGAUUCACAACCGGUCGUCAUCAACAACAUCGUCAACAACAACAUCGUCAACAACAGUAUUGAAAAUAUUCUCAGUCACAUCAGGACCAUCGGCAACAGCCUCAUUGUUGCUGGAUGCAUCAUCAUCAAUUUCAACAAGUGCUUCAACAACAGCAACAUCAACAAAUUUUGAGACGAUCGCGAACAAAGUUGAAUUGCCAGCGUGCGGCAACUUCAGCAUCCUCAAACAUGCUACAACACUUUCUCCAACUAAUUGCAACAACGAAAACAACAACAGCAACAAACGAGUUAGAUUUGCUUUAGAUACAAACACUAACAUCUUGUCUGACAAGAGUUACAACAACAAAUGCAACAUAUCUAACAACAAAACCAGCAGAAACAACAACUGCAGCAGCAUUAACAACGUAACGAAAAUGUCCACGUUGGCAACCAACAAACAAAUUUCGUCAACUAAACUUGAAUCAGCAAUGAGAACAGCCAUCGCCACCAAUCAUGCAACCACACUUUCCGCGACAACAAACGAUCCAGCGGUCAAAUACAUAACCAAAGAAACUUCUUCAGCUACAAACUCAACAACAAAUUUGCCAAUGAUUGAAUCCAGGACAACAGCAAGGACGAGCCAGCCGACAAUCGAAACAACAUCGGUAGUCUGGCAACCACUUUCAGUGAACAUCCGGCAAGUGAACGAUCGAAAGUGUUUGACACCUGGUGAGGAAAUUAAUUUGUUUAACGUAAACUCUGCGAGCGACUAUUUAUGUAAUCAAGAACAUUUUAAUUAUUGCAACAAUGAAAACCAAAAUGAAUUGAGUAACAGUAAUUCUGAUUACAACAAGACCAACAACAAUGACGUUAAUGUUUGCUUUGAGGCGGAGGAUGUUUUAAACGAACAGCCCAACAACAACAACAUAAUUGUUAAUGAAAACGAUCAAACCUUAAAUGAUGAAGAUGAAGAGGAAGAAGAAAAAGGAGAGGAAGAAAGAGGAAAAGAAGACGACGAUGAAGCAACAGCGUUGAGGUUAGUUCGACUGAGUGAAGCGUACGAGGAACUGUGCCACAAGACGAUAUCCAUGAUGUUCAGUGAAUCACACAACAGCUCAGACUACGACACCGCUAGAUGCAGUAAGUACGAAUACUUUCGUACAAGUUCUAGUUAUCAGAGCUGCGAACAAGUCAGUGUUGAAAACGACGAUGAAGUUUUUCACGAGAACAAACAGCUAACGUCAAUACCACCACCACCACCACCAACAGCAGCAGCAGCAACAACAGCAGCAGCAACAGUAGCAGUGCCAGAUGAGACUUGCGCUGUGCAACAAACUCGAAAUGAAACGGUAGAAAAUCUGAAUGAAACAAAGGACGAAUUUUGCAAAUACCCUACAAAUUCCACACAGCAUGAAGAAAAUAAUGCGUAUAACGAGUCACCCAACAAUAACCACGCCCCUAGCAACUAUUUUCUUCCAAACUUUAACAACAGCACCGACAAAAAUGUCAACAGUAGCUUCCAAUCAACAAUUAUUAACAUUCCCGAUUUUUUCCCACCAAGAUUCCCACCAACAUCCACGAAAAAAAACAACUGCGUCCCACUAAAAACUCAGUGCGAAGGAUCAGUUGAAAGAUUGAAGAGAGCAUUGAUUUUUUUUACAAUUCUCAGUUGCAUUCGCAAUCUGGGAUGUUACCUCUUUGUAUGCAGUUUGAUGGCCAUGAUAUGUAUCCACCCGCAGCCCGUCUUCGAAUCGAGACCAGACUACACCUUUGACCUUGCUCUGCUCUUGUGCACCAGCUUCAUGUUCAUGUGGCAGGUACUACACGUCACCAGACAAUUAUUGAACUAUAGUGCUGGCCCCCUUCAUGACAUCCUGCUAGUUGGCACAAUAAAUUGGAAGGAAAUGAAAAAUUUUCUGAUGCAAAAGAGGUCUAUACCUCCAUAUGUGACAUUGGAAAUGGAGGUGAGUAGAAGAGCCAGAUGUUUGUACAGUCUAACUUCGUGUUUCAAUGGUCUCAGCCGAGGCUGUGUCAGUUGUAUCAAUUGUUGUUGUCUUCACAAUCAGCAAACAAAACACAAACAAAACCGACAACUGCAUGAAAACCAGGAGCAGCAAAACAAUCAGAGAAUCAAGUAUGCGCACGUCCUGAAAUUCGACGGCUGGUCCGACGACUCGCCAACUAUCAACAUCCUGGACACUGGGGGGGUCUCCAUAAAUAAUCUCCCUACAACAAGUCGGCCACCAAGCAAUCAAACCCAGCACAAACACAACGUCAUGCAUGACGAUCAGGCUAAAACAUCAAAAACUAUCAACAAUUUGUAUUCUACUUAUUUAAUUUUCGUAUGGAAAGAUUAUAAAUGUAUCGACAAACAAACGAACUCUUCAAUUGAACGAGAAGUAAUGGAGUGCGUUGAGAAACUUUCAGCAGAUCUCCACAUGAAGCCCGCAAACAUCAAAUCAGAAAUUGACAUAGAUGUGAUGGAAGGAAACUAUUUUCCAGACGCACAGGCCUUUCUUGUUGGCAUGAAAGAAUCCGGCGGCCUUUGUGGAGUUGGAACUAAUUCAAAGUUUCGACCCAGUAGCUUGCUUGCGGACAAGUUCUUCACGAAGAAAUGUUACUUCAUCAGUUCUUGUAUUUCGCUCGACGGAUUGUACUCCAUCAUUUUCUCAUUCCUAACGAGAAGAAAGUUGGAGUUAAAUCUAACAAAAUACAUAAAACGCUCUGUAGAAGCAUGAACUAGUAAUGUACAUAUCAAAGGGUUAUCUUAUAUUUUUACUCUGCACAAACGUAUUCGAACAAUCUUAAUUUUUAUAGUUUUGAUAAAUUACUUAAUUAAUUUAUUUAUUAAUGAUGACGAGCUUAUGAUAAGCUUUGAUAUUUAGUUUGCAUGUGCUAUAAAUCAAUUAUCUUCAAAUUCGAACUUCAAUGUAUAGAUCGGGAGUUAAGAACGUAACGUUUUUCCAAUCAAAUUCGCGCCAUGGAGAAAUCCUUAUAUCAUUUAUACUUGUAUUCAUUAAUUAUUUAUGAAUUACGAGUAAGCUUGUUGUGAGUGAAAUAAUGAGAACUCAUUUAGCUGAACUUUGGUGAACGAAUGGAAACUAAGUGAAAUGUGCCUCUACAACAUGCUUCAUUAUAUAUUCAAUGAUUAUAUUUUUUUUUUGUAAAAAAAUAACUGAAACAAAUUUUAAUUACAUAUUAUUAUGUUGAAAAAACAUUGUAUUAAUACACA